AUGGCCCGCCUCCAGGACCUGCCGCACGAUCUUCUCCUCAACAUCCUCUUCCUCGCCUCGCCCACGCUUCCCGCCGAAGAGGGCAGGGCCCUCCUGUGGCACGCAGCCCUGAAGAGCUUUCGCGGAGCCUCGAGGAACCUGCACAACAUCUACCGCGCCGUCUUUCCGUACUGCGUCGACUCGACAAGCGGAACGGUCAAGAUGAUGCUGAGGAAGACUUUGCGAAGUGAAACGCUUGCGAGUGUCGCUUGCCUUCGCCUGUUCGGCGUGAACACUGCCUUGUCGUUCGUCACGAUCCUCAGCAACCUUCCUUUCCUCGUCGUCCUUCGCCUCGGCGCCGACAAGUGUCAACCGAAUGUGCCAAGUUUCGACAUGUACGCGCUCGACAAGCUCCUUCACCUCAAGUUUCUCGGAUUGAGCGGCUUCUUCCUUUACCUUUCGCUUCCUCUCCAACAGCUCGGCAUCAUCGAAGUCGAGCUCCUCGAGUGCCGCGUCGCGUCUACCUGUGCGGUCAACGAGUUCUUCUCGCAGAUUCCAAGCGUGACAGCGCUCUGCCUUUCGCCGCUCAGCAGCGGGAUCAAGAGCGUUCUUCCUGACCCAAGCGCCCUUCAGUCUCUCCAAUACGUUCAGCUUCAGCCACGCGAAGAUGACUUCGAGGAUGCGCUCGGCCGAGACGCUGUGCGGUUCUUUGACAAGUGCCCGAGCGACUGCUCGACCGUCCUCGUCCACCCCGUCUGGGCGGGCGCGCCUUCACCUCUCGCUGGCGCCCUCGUCAUGUCUCUCCUCGUCGAGUACGAAACGGACGAAGACGAGCGCGAGAUGUACAGCUUCAUGCCGAGCGAUAUCAGCCGGAUCGCAGAAUGGGUCGAAUCGAGUCCGCCGAAUCUGCAGUCUGUUGCCCUGCCCAUGAUGUGGCACCCCGCCUACCCAGAAGAAGACCCGUACCUCCAGGUUGUCAAGUACGCCGCGCACGAGAUCAUCAACGCUUGCGAGGAAAACGACAUCGAGGUCGUCUACUACGAGGACUGGGAUCGCGAGACGGGCUUCUGCCAGGAGCUCAAGAAGGGCGAGUGGACAGUUAUGACCGGCGACGAGCCGCGCGACGACGAUGGAAGGCUCUUCACGUGGGGCGGGGCCUGGCCGGAGACGGAGGAGGAUCUCGAGGCCAUGCUGCAUGGCGAUUUCAGCGAAGGGUACGGGACUGAGCAAGCCGGGGACGAUGAGGAGUCGAUGGAAUGGGAGAGCGAGCGCGAAGAUGACUCGGGCGAGGAAGGCGGGAGCGAGGCGGACGAGGCGGACGAGGACGACGAGGUGGACGAGGCGAAGUCGGCUGAGAGCGAAGGCUGA
Molecule: messenger RNA, 1347 nt
Organism: Rhodotorula toruloides NP11
Lineage: Eukaryota; Fungi; Basidiomycota; Microbotryomycetes; Sporidiobolales; Sporidiobolaceae
Exons: 2
Coding region: 1-1347 (448 amino acids)
Source: RefSeq, a predicted model, not a curated record